AUGGGGGUCGAGAAGAAAGCGGUGGGGAAGGCGCUUCUUGGCCCCGGUUCGCGGAUUGCGGUGAUGGAUGCGCUGUCAGAAGAGGGCACAAGGGAUGUUCGGAGCCUGAAGUCGGCGCUGCGUCGGGAGUUCGGUCCGUUCCAGAGCGGGUACCAUGACCGGCUCAAUCAGCGACGCAAAGCAGCCCUCCGAGACAUACGGCGGCGGACGACCAGCCGUCGCGGUCACAGGGACGCCUGUCGACUGGUACCGGCGGACGCGCGCCGGCCGGUCGCGCUGAGAGGACGGGUCCGGGAGCUGAGAGAACCGGUCCGCGAGCUGGCCAUGCGCGGCAUCAGCCGCGGCUGGAUGCUCUGCCGCGCCCACUGCUUACCUCUGCCCGAACAGGGCGGAGGUGAACGCCUGGUCACCAAGGCCGACUGCGGCCUUGUACCGUCGGCCACGACGAUCGAUUUGUCGAAGGCGUUCGAUAGCGUCGACCACAGCGUCAUCUUCAACAAACUGGUGGUGAUCCUGAACAAAGGUCAUGACCGAGCAGUCGACUACUGGAGCCUCGGCGUGCUCAUGUUCGAGCUCUACACGGGAGCCCCGCCGUUCUCGGCGUCUGACCCGAUGAAGACGUACAACAUCAUCUUGAAGGGAAUCGACAUCAUCGACUUCCCCCGGCACAUCCCCCGCUCCGGCGAGCAGCUGAUCAAGCGGCUGUGCAGGGACAUCCCCACUGAGAGGCUCGGGUACCAGCGCAAUGGCGUCGAGGACAUCCGAAAGCACAAGUGGUUCCAGGGCUUUGACUGGGAGGGCCUGCGCUGUCGAAGCCUCACGCCGCCCAUCAUACCGCAGGUGAAGGGCCCCACGGACGCGUCCAACUUCGACUGCUACUCGCGCGACCUGGAGACACCUCCGGACGAGCUGUCCGGCUGGGAUGAUGACUUCUGAUGGUGUGAGACGCGGCCGCCCGCGCAGGCCGCCACGGAAGACGGCGUCACCGUCGCUGAGAAAGACGGCGCCACCGUCGCGAGGGAGGACGGCGCUAUCGUCGCUGCGAAAGAUGGUGUCACUGCCGCUGCUGACGAGGGCGAUACCAAGGUCACCAGGGACGGUGCCACGGACGCUACGGCGGAGAAAGGCACCGUGGCUUCGGAGCACAACGCCGCCGCUGCUGCAGGAGUAUUCGCCUCCGCUGGCGUGGAGAGCGACGCCGCCGCCAACGAAGAUGGCGCCACUGCCGCCGCAGAGGACGUCCCAGCGCACAGGAGGACUCGUCCGAGCCUGUGACCUGCUCAGCACUAGGGGCUGGAGCCGUUGGGGUGACGUAAUCGAUGAGUCACCCCAGUGAGCCGCGCGGGCCAGCGCGAGAAAACCGACACAUCAUGUCACGUGCCUCCGCAGCGACGUCGCCGCCCGUUUGGCGCGGGCGAGGCCGCCGACCACGUGACCCGAGCCGGCCGGGGUCACACGGCGCCGCUCGCCACCAGGGUGCGGGCUGCGAGGCGCGGAGUGCUCGAGCGGUGGCGGACUCGGGGCGCCGUCUCGUACGCCGUCCAGUGGAGUGGGGUUGCGCGGGUGACGGUCGCCUUUAGGGAUGGGUCUGGUGUUGAAGCGCGCGGCGGCGGACACAGCUGCGGCCUGCCCGCCAGCGGCAGCGAUGACGUGGGUCUCUUCGAAAGUCGUCUACAAAGCCGUGUCGCGAGAGAUGUUUAUUUUUUAGAGAGCGUGCGCAGCGGUGUGUGAUAAACUUUGGCGCGUUCUGCGCAGGACAAUCAUAGCGUGGCGCCGGAUUAACGAGCCCACGAGGUGGCACCGGGCGUCAACAUGGCGUCAACGUCAACUCAACGUGGCGGCGUCCUGGUUCACGGCGCCCUGGCGGAGGCAGACGCCAUAGGCAGGUGGCAACAGCACGCCGUCGCUCUCCGGUUGCAGUGGCUGUGCGGAUGUAUCACUCGAGUGACGUCACGGGACUAUAUCACUGAGUGACGUCACGCGGUGAAGCGGACACUGCUCGCACUGCGUCUGUUCACAUAUUAAUUGUAACGGUCGCCGGGAAAGCGAUUGAUGGCUGACAGCCAAUCACGAGCGGAACUGGUCAGCGGCGUCUUUAAUUGGCCGACCAUCGGUGAGGAUUCUGGACCGCGCACCAAUCAGGGGAAGGUCUGUAUUGGACGCCGAUUCUGUAGUGUACUUGUUACCAUAGAAGCGAUACAUCUGAUUCUGCUA
Messenger RNA from Pollicipes pollicipes, 2214 nucleotides. RefSeq lists its product as uncharacterized. The coding region runs from base 1 to 936 and encodes 311 amino acids. The transcript has 8 exons. Gene Ontology annotation, molecular function: ATP binding; protein serine/threonine kinase activity. The record is from RefSeq and is a predicted model, not a curated record. Gene Ontology annotation, biological process: protein phosphorylation. NCBI's taxonomy places the organism in Eukaryota, Metazoa, Arthropoda, Thecostraca, Pollicipedomorpha, Pollicipedidae.